GGGCCCCGCCUACACUAAAAUCCCGCCAGCAAUCAAAUAUAAUGGUUAACAAAAAUCCCAAGGAAUUCCCUCUUUUUAGAAACUUGAAGAUAAUUUUUCCGGGAAAAAGAACUUGAAGAUUUUCUCACAAUCCAAACAUUAUUAUUCCUUCAUUCUAGUCACUCACCGAAUAAUGGAGCCACUCUGCCCGAAUUUUGAUCUCCUAAAAUCCUCUUCGGUUCCCCUCUUUUCACAUCGCUUGUCGUCAAUAAAUCGCGGCAUUAGCAAAAGGUCGAGUGCGUCAUUUCCCUGUGUUUCUUCCUAUAAUCGAAACUGUAAUCAUCAGGCAUCGGUUAAAACAGAGGCCCCUCCGCAACAACAACCCAACGGUCAUGACUUGAUCAAGUCGUUAACAAAAGGGUUUGUUGGUUUCGCCGCUGCGGCCACGGCUCUGGCCUCCGUUUGUAGUGAUUCGCCGGCUUUUGCUGAGUCCCUCACAGUUGCUUUCCCUGUUUCCCGCGCUCAAGAGGUAAACACAGUACAGAGAACUCUUGUGGAAGCUUGGGGACUGAUAAGAGAAACAUUUGUUGACCCAACGUUUAAUCAUCAAGACUGGGAUUUGAAGUUGCAGCAAACAAUGGUGGAGAUGUUUCCCUUGAAGUCGGCUGAUGCCGCAUAUGGUAAAAUCAGAGGAAUGCUUUCAACUCUUGGAGAUCCCUUCACUCGAAUUAUCAGUCCAAAGUUACUAGUUGCUCUUAAGGACAUUUGGAUCGCGUUAUCUAUAUUACUGGAGUAUCAAAGUUUUAGAAUUGGAAGUGAUGGGAAUUUGCAAGGAGUUGGUCUAUUCAUAACUGUCGAACCAAAAACUGGUCAUUUGGUUGUUUUGUCAUGCGUAGAGGGUAGCCCAGCUGCUCGUGCUGGUAUACAUGAUGGAGAUGAGUUGAUUGAGAUUAAUGGGCAGAGACUUGAUGGUGUUGAUAGUGAAGCAGCAGCCCAGAGGCUUAGAGGCCAAGCCGGAACAUCGGUUACAGUAAAGCUCCACAGAGGAAAUGGUUCAGGAAGUGGUUCUAGUAUCAAAGAGGUCAAACUACCUCGUGAGUUAAUUAGGCUUUCACCAAUAUCCAGUACCGUCAUCCCUCAUAGAACCCCAGAUGGCCGUCUAACAAAGACUGGUUAUGUGAAGCUGUCAACAUUCUCACAGACUGCUGCUACAGAAAUGAAGAAUACAAUCCAUGAGAUGGAGAACCUGGGUGUACAAUCGUACAUACUGGAUUUGCGGAACAACCCGGGAGGUCUAGUGAAAGUUGGACUUGAUGUUGCUAAGAUAUGGCUAGAUGGGAAUGAGACUCUUGUGAACACAGUUGACCGUGAUGGGCAUAUGUCACCCAUCAACAUGGCCAAUGGCCAUGCUCUAACUCAUGAUCCUCUUGUUGUUCUUGUGAACGAGGGAAGUGCUAGUGCAAGUGAGAUUUUGGCAGGUGCACUACACGACAAUGGUCGAGCUAUCCUUGUUGGCCACAAGACUUUUGGCAAAGGGAAAAUUCAGAGUAUCACGGAGCUACAUGAUGGAUCUGCUCUUUUCGUAACGGUUGCGAAGUAUCUAUCACCUGCUCUUCAUGACAUAGAUCAGGUUGGCAUAACACCUGAUGUGCAGUGCACGACCGAGAUGCUGAAUUCACCGAAGGAAACACUGAAGGGAAAAAGCUCGGUUUCAUCUCUAGAAGCUGAUUCAUGCAUUAUGGUAGCAGAGCAUGAGUUGGACAUUCAAGAAUCCAAAGGUACAGCUUCUUGAAACACAUGAUUCUGCAGAACCAAACAUUUAGAUCCUAGAAACAAGAUGUAUAUAUAUAUAUAUAUAUAUAUAUAUAUAUAUAUAUAUCAAAAGUUUGAAUAUAAACCCCAUGCUCUACUCAACUAUCAAUUAAUACAGUCAAUGUAAGUUGUAUAUCAGGACUUUAGAGUGUUAGACUACACAUUAAGAGCCCGUCUCAAAUGCUGUGGAAAGUAACAAAUAAUUGCAGAUGAUUUGUAUGAAUAAUUCAUCAUUUUAUUUAUUGGAAAAAUAUCUUAGAAAUACUAUGCUUUGAUUCA
This is a messenger RNA of Gossypium raimondii (Peruvian cotton), 2070 nucleotides long. Its product is annotated as carboxyl-terminal-processing peptidase 3, chloroplastic. The transcript has 13 exons. Gene Ontology annotation, biological process: proteolysis. Lineage: Eukaryota; Viridiplantae; Streptophyta; Magnoliopsida; Malvales; Malvaceae. The record is from RefSeq and is a predicted model, not a curated record. Bases 173 to 1771 code for a protein of 532 amino acids. Gene Ontology annotation, molecular function: endopeptidase activity; serine-type peptidase activity; protein binding.